UGAUUAAGUAUUAUGACCCUCGAAAACACCAAAGUGAAAAAUUAUUAUUUUCAAUAUUUUUUUCUUAAAAAUUUAAAAUAAUUUUUUGUCUGGUCACCGUAUUGUGUAAAGAUUAUACGCAGUGAAGCAAGGGUAUGUCAUUAAGCAAGAUUGGCAAUUUUUUUAAGCUUAUUAUAUAUAUAUAUACUUGUUUUACCAUUAUUAUAGAAAAAAAUGGAGAGUAUUCAAAGAUUUUGUGGUUUGCCGUCAAAUGGUUCAUAUCAUAUUUGGAACCAAGAAACAAAAACUUUUGGCCAAUGUUUUUUGUGGACUGCGGUGGGAUACACAAGCCAUGCUGUAUUUGCUGUUGUGUGUGCAUAUUUACUAGGUAAUUUAAAAAGAUCAAAAACAAAACAGAAAUAUUGCUUAUUAUGGAUUAUCAAUAUUAUAACAUUCUUGCUAGCCCUUACAAGCAUGACUGAAUUAAUUAUAAGCUACUCACUCAAACACAAGCACCCUCCUGCUUAUGUUCUUUCAAAAACAUUGUCGUUCUCAACUUGGUUGUUAUGCAUUUUGGUACAGACUAAAAGAGCUACGAUUGACAAACAGAAAAAAGAAGGAAACAAAUACAUCCUCCUUGUUUUCUUGUUAAUUUUGUUAUCAUCAACACUACAAUUACACUUUGUCAUAAAACAUGUUUUAGAUGAAAAUUUGCAGUUAAAAAAUAUUUCUGCAGAUUAUAUUGGAGCCAUUGUUUAUUUUGCCCUUAAUUGCUGCUUUUUUAUUUGCUCUGCUAAAGUUAAUUUUACAAAAACAAAAAGAACAACGUUUAACCGUGCCAUACCAUCACUAAACAGAAAUGCUUCCAUUCAAGCGUUUGAUGCGGAAACUUCGGGAGAACAUACUGAAAGUUCGUCUUUGUUGUCUUCCAGUCAAAGUCAAGGCUCGUAUUACGAAGCUUACCGGAAACACAAAACUGCUCGUACUAAUAUUUAUUUAGGCAAAGCAGAAAAUUCUAAAGGUAUUUUCUCUUGGCUGUCAUUUUGGUGGGUUAAUGAUUUAAUUUUAAAAGGCUACCAUAAUCAACUUCACAAUCCAGAUGAUUUGUUUAUUUUGCCGAGCAAAUUAGAUACAAACACAAUUAAAGAGAUUUUUUCUAGUAUGUUGCGCAUUCAACGACAUCAAAGCAUGCUACGAGAAUUAAAUACAGAUACUAUUGACGAUUAUCAGGAACCUAGAUAUAAACGUCGGAAAAAUGUUAAAAUAUCGAUGUUAAAAAGCCUUCACAAUGCUUUUGGCAGAUUUUAUUACAGUCUAGGAAUUUUGAAAUUCUUAGUUGACUGUCUGGGCUUUGCAGCUCCAAUUUUGUUGAAUCGCCUCGUUCUGUUUGUUGAGAAUAAAAACGAGAAAAUGUCAAACGGUUAUUAUUAUGCUCUUGGUUUAUUUUUAUCAAAUGCCAUACAAGUUCUGAUUUAUGUCCAGUAUGUAUACAAUAUAAAUAAAGUUAGACUACAGGCUCGUGCAGGACUCAUCACUACAAUCUAUGAAAAGACUUUGUCUGUUAGCACAAGCUCUUUGGGGGAAUUUUCUACGGGACAGAUUGUAAAUUUUAUGAGCACAGACACUGAUCGUAUCACAAACUUUUACAAUAGCUUUCACGAGUUUUGGAGUUUACCAUUUCAAGUAGCUGGAUGUUUGUAUUUGCUCUAUCAACAAGUUGGCUUGGCAUUCCUUUCUGGUCUUGGAUUUACCAUUCUGCUUAUCCCUAUCAAUCGCUGGUUAGCAAUUAAAAUUGGUGACUUGAGCAAGAAAAUGAUGACACAAAAAGAUAAUAGAGUGAAAAUCAUAAGUGAAAUCUUAUUUGGAAUUCGUGUGAUAAAACUUUAUGCUUGGGAAAAUCAUUUCAAAGAAAAAGUUGAAGAGGCCAGAAAAUGGGAGUUGAAAAGUUUAAAAGGAAGGAAAUAUCUUGAUGCUUUGUGUGUAUAUUUUUGGGCAACCACACCUGUGCUGAUCUCUCUCCUAACCUUUGCUACAUAUGUUUACAUGGGAAAUGAGUUAACAGCUGCGAAGGUGUUCACGAGCAUAAGUUUGUUCAAUAUGCUCAUUGCACCAUUAAAUGCUUUUCCCUGGGUGUUAAAUGGAUUAAUGGAAGCCUGGGUCUCCUUGAAAAGAGUUGAGAAAUAUUUGUGCCUACGGGAGAUUAACCUAGACGAGUAUUAUGUAAAGGUUACACCAGAUGAUAGUGACAAUGCAGUUUUUGAAAUGGACAAGGCAGUUUUUUGUUGGAAGGAAACAGAUCUACUUGAGAUUUCACCAAUUCAGCUUCCACAAGGGGAUUUUGAUAACGAGGAAGAACUUUAUGGAGUUAAAAAAGAUGAAAAUGUUGUUGUGGGAGAACAUACUUACAAUAUUGUGAAACCAUUUAGUCUGAGAAACAUCACAAUGUUGGUUGAAAAAGGGCAGUUUGUAGGAAUUUCUGGAAAGGUUGGAUGUGGAAAAAGUUCAUUAUUUGCUGCAAUUACUGCUGAAAUGGAGAAAGAGUCUGGUCAUAUUUACCUUGGUGAUGAAUUUCAAGGAUUUGCAUACGUUACACAGGAACCUUGGAUACAACACAUGACUUUUAGAGACAACAUAUUGUUUGGUCAUUCGUUUGAUCCAGAAUUUUACAAUGCAGUACUACAUGCUUGUGCUUUAAUGGAGGAUCUUGAGUUGUUGCCAGCAGGAGAUUUAACAGAAAUUGGUGAAAAUGGAGUCACGUUAAGUGGAGGACAAAAAGCAAGAGUUGCACUUGCGAGAGCUGUUUAUCAGGAUAAAGAUAUAUACUUAUUAGAUGAUCCGAUUGCUGCUGUUGAUUCAGAUGUCGCUGCUCAUAUAUUUAACCAUUGCAUCAUGGGAUUAUUGAAAAACAAAACCAGAUUUUUAUGCACCCAUCAUACAAAAUAUCUAUGGCGAGCAGAUACCGUUAUAGUACUAGACAAUGGUGAAAUAACAGCACAUGGACCUCCAGAACAAACACUUACUCAGGAAGAACUUAUUGAAGAUGUUGAUUCUCCUAAAUAUGUUGCAACAUCUCAAAAUCACAGUAAAAUGCCGAAAGAAACGCUGACAGACAUAACACUGGACAGUUCAAGUAGUAAGGAAAUUGCAGCUAAAGGAAAAUUGGUAGAAGAAGAAAAAAAGGAAGAAGGAUAUAUUUCGCUGAAUGUUUAUAAAUCAUAUUGGAAAGCUGUUGGAAAUAGUUUAGCAGCCAGUGUCAUUAUGUUUCUGCUUCUCAUGCAAGCAUCUCGUAAUGUGAGUGACUGGUGGUUGGCAUAUUGGAUUUCACAUGUGAAAGCGAACGACAACACGACGGUGUAUAGUGAUUACCGACAAGAACUUUCACAAACACAUGUAUCUCAUGACGUGAAACACUAUCUGUAUAUAUACGCUGGUAUAGGCGCAGCUAAUUCAGUUUUCACCUUCCUGCGUGCAUUCUUUUUUGCAUAUGGCGGAAUACAAGCAGCGAGACAUUUACAUAAAAAGCUACUACAUGCCAUCCUUCACGCUCCUAUCUUCUUUUUUGAUGUCACGCCUAUUGGUCGCAUUUUGAACAGAUUUUCUUCUGACACGUAUGCAGUCGACGACAGUCUUCCAUUUAUGAUGAACAUCAUGUUUGCUCAGGUAUUCGGUGUGUUUGGAACGAUCAUAGUGACGUGUUAUGGCAUCCCAUGGUUUACAGCUGUGCUUGUUCCUAUUGGAGCUAUAUAUUAUUACACACAACACCAUUACAGAAAGACAUCAAGGGAAUUGAAAAGAUUAUGCAGUAUCACGUUAUCUCCCAUCUACGAACACUUUUCCGAAACGUUGUCUGGACUAAUGACCAUUAGAGCGUUUAGGGAAUCCCACCGUUUCAUUGCUGAGAAUGAAAGAAAGUUGGAUUUCAACCAGCGUGCUAAUUAUUCCAGUGUUUCAGCCGUUCAGUGGUUAACUGUUAGACUGGCUAUAAUUGGUGUAAUUAUAAUAACGAGUGUAGCUUUUCUUGCUGUAUUUGAACAUCAUUACAACAGUAUAAAUCCUGGAUUAGUUGGCUUGGCGAUAUCGUAUGCUUUAGCAAUCCGACCGCGGCUAAGUGGUUUAGUAAAUGCGUUUGCUGAAACAGAGAAAGAGUUAAUUGGUGUGGAGAGGGUAGCCGAAUAUGUAGAAGAAACACCAACGGAAGAAGAUGGGAGUUACCAUGUUGAUAAUUUCUGGCCUCAACAGGGAAUAUUAUGUUUCAGAAAUGUUUGUCUGCAGUAUAGACGUGGACUUCCUUUUGCUCUGGACGAUGUUUCGUUUUAUGUAAAACCUGGAGAAAAGAUUGGUGUUUGUGGACGCACUGGCUCUGGUAAAAGUAGCUUGUUUCGUUUGUUGUUUAAAACGGUCAAGUUAAAUCAUGGAGAGAUCAUUGUUGACGGUGUAAAUAUCGAGAAUGCUCACAUCAGUCAAAUUAGGUCGCAGAUGUCCAUCAUUCCACAGGAUGCAUUUUUAUUUGACGAUACUGUUGCGAUGAAUCUUGAUCCGAAACAAGAACACACAAGUUUUGAAAUGAUGGAUGUUAUUGAAAAAUGUCAUUUGAAAAAAACUGUUCAAGAUUUAGGAGGUUUAAAUGGGAACGUUGGUGAAAGAGGACUCAACCUGUCUGCUGGUCAGAAACAACUUUUAUGCCUCGCCAGAGCUUUGUUGAAAAAAUCGAAGAUUAUAUGUGUUGAUGAAGCCACUGCCAGUGUGGAUUUCGAAACUGAUAAAUUGAUACAACAAACUAUACGUAAAGAAUUUGCAUCGAGCACAGUUUUGACGAUAGCCCACAGAAUUGACACGAUUAUGGAUAGCGAUCGCGUUUUAGUGAUGAACGCAGGUCGAGUUGCUGAAUUUUCACCGCCACGCGAGUUACUCGCCGACCGGGAUUCUCUCUUUUACUUACUCGCGCAUGAAAACCACACGUCUACUUGAUUGUAUGGGAUCUUUUGUUCUUAGACUUUGUUUUUGACUCUUAUUUUUUGUAUUUUUCACACGAAUUCUGGCGAGGGUAAUUUUUUGCUGACCUCUGCAUUUUUUAACAUAGUAUUCUUAUACUGGGUUUACACUUAUGGGUUUACGCAUAUUUAAGUUACUAAAAAUAGAAAUUUAUACGCAUUAAGUUGAUAAUAAAAUUAUGCGAAUUUAUACGGAUUCAGCACGAAAACAAUCAAAAUAAAAAUAAUUCCGAUUUUUUUUUCCGGAUUCGUUUAAAUCAAAAAAAGCUUAAGGCCGUUUUUCACUUAGCAGAAAUGUUCCGCAGGAAGAAAAUUUUCUUCGUGUCAAUAUCCUUAUAGCAGAAAAGUGCGGGCGCGGGAAUUGUAAAUUUAAACAAAUAUGGCGGAGAUAAACAGAAGAGUUCUGCUUUUGCUUUUUAACUGAAAAGAAGGCUUUUGAGAAGAAUUAAAUACAAGAAGUCAAUGUGGUUAAGAAGGUUGUACCAAGAAAUGAUGAAAAAGGGAGAAUACAAUAUUUUAGUUCACGAUCUAAAACUCCAUGACCAUGAGCUCUUCUUUCGUUAUUUCUGCGUGUUGCCGCAUCAGUUGGAAAAUUUACUUCGAUUGGUGGCACCAUCUAUUGUUAUAAUUUAAGUUCGACUUGAACCAAUUAGUCCAUCUGAAAGAAUUAAGGGUGAUUCACAAGCAUCCAUUGUAUUGCGUACAGAAUGAGCGCAACUACUGUAAAACUUUAUUUAACGACUGCAUGCUCUACACGAACAUUUUUCUUUCUGUGGAACAUUUCUGCGAAGUGGAAAAAGCCUUUAAAGUAAACUGACAAAAGCGCAUAUUUCUAAAAACUUCUGUAUAACACGAAGGUGAUAAGUUGACGUACACUUGUGUAGCCAUAGUUUUGUCCAGUCUUGAAUAGUUUAUAAGCAAUUAAAGCAACUCGCCGAAGGACCAAUAUGUUUACCAUAAACUAAUUUACUCGAUUUGAUCGUGUGUAACUUUAUUUAUAUAUUGUUUUUUGUUAGUUGAGUCGUUUAGCGACACUAAUUUUAAUGUACAACGACGGCGCGAGUUCGAAUUUGAAGGAUUGUACACCAAAAAACUUUAUUUAUAGUUUUACUAUUUUGUACACAUUUUACAGUUUUAUAAAAGAUCUCUACGUUAUCUAAAAAAUGGGUUUUUUAUUUGUACUGUAGAAUUUUUACGCCGCUCAUUGCUAACGCGCAUAAAAUGAUUUCAGACCUGAGGAUUUAUGUUUCCAGUUUUCCCUCCGACUCGAAAAAAAAAAACUUUUUAAUGACAUUUUGUUGCUCCUGUAAAGCGCGCGCGAACAAGCCGACAUAUUAAUUUGGGUGAAAUAAAUAAAGCUAAAGUA
Hydractinia symbiolongicarpus is the source of this 6336-nucleotide messenger RNA. Its product is annotated as ATP-binding cassette sub-family C member 10-like. Gene Ontology annotation, biological process: transmembrane transport. NCBI's taxonomy places the organism in Eukaryota, Metazoa, Cnidaria, Hydrozoa, Anthoathecata, Hydractiniidae. Bases 214 to 4947 code for a protein of 1577 amino acids. The transcript has 31 exons. Gene Ontology annotation, molecular function: ABC-type transporter activity; ATP binding; ATP hydrolysis activity. The record is from RefSeq and is a predicted model, not a curated record. Gene Ontology annotation, cellular component: membrane.